UAUAUUUUCCCUGAUGACAACAAUCGCCGGGUUAUAAUAAAUAAAAAUAAUAUAACAAUUGUAAUAAAUAGUUUAUUAAUAAAUAUGAUUUUUGUAAGAAAUGUGCAUUUUAUAUAUCGAAGAUUACAAAUUAAUACAAUUGGAAGACAUUGUAAAUUUUCAACGACACUACAAGAAGAACGUGAUCCAGGACCAGUGUUCAUAAAUAAAGAAGUCCAAAAAUUACUUAAAACACUUACGAGACCGGAUUUAAAAAAAAUUUACCGACAACGUAAAGAUGGUACACCUAUAAGAGCUCCUCAGUAUAAAUUCAUGACUGAUGAAGAACUUCAAGAAGCUAUUAGGAAAGCCAGAGAAAAAGUUGAUGAAAAAUUACAAAUGCCACCGGUUGUACAAAAACGUAAACCAAUAACUGAAAUUUUGUCGAAAGAUCCCGAAAUACAAGGGAAUGAUACAGCAAAAUACGUUUUUACUGAUAUUACAUACGGAAUAAGCAACGUUGAUAGACUAAUUGUCGUCAGAGAUCCUGAAGGUGUAUUAAGACACGCUAAUUGGGAUGAAAGAUUUCGUAUGAAUCAAACUUAUUUUCCUAUUCAAGGACGUGAAAUGAAUGCACCAAGAAUGUUUCAAGAUGAAUAUUUAAAAGAUUUAUUAGAAAGAGAAGAGUAUGAAUUCGUAUUGGAUCGCGCAUGUUUGCAAUAUGACCCAGAUGAUCCUGAGUUUCAUCGAGUAACAUCUGCUGUCUAUGAAACUGUCAAUGAAAAGUCUCAAUUCACAAAAUUGCGAUCAACUAGACAUUAUGGACCAUUGGUAUUUUAUUUAGCUUGGAAUAAAAAUAUAGACAAUUUAUUGUUGGAAAAUAUAACAAACGGACUCAUUGAAGACGCUGCAUUAUUAAUAAAACUGUACAAUAAAGUUAAUCCAUCAUCGAAAGCUGCUGAUAUUACCCACGAUGGUGAUGAUCUUAAAUUUAUCCAACAGUUUAUUGAAUUAGAGUCGCCUAUUAGAGGCAAAUUACAGGCUGCUAUUCAUGCGUACAAAGAACUUGAACAAGCGCGUAAAAAAGUUGACCAGGGUAUAAAAGAAGCUCAUGGUCUUGAGUAAUUUGUAAAUUUUUAUAAAUAAAUAUUUGUUGUAAGUUA
Messenger RNA from Microplitis demolitor, 1142 nucleotides. It is a transcript of the gene mRpS22, whose product is annotated as 28S ribosomal protein S22, mitochondrial. The record is from RefSeq and is a predicted model, not a curated record. The transcript has 3 exons. The coding region runs from base 85 to 1104 and encodes 339 amino acids. Gene Ontology annotation, cellular component: mitochondrial small ribosomal subunit. Gene Ontology annotation, molecular function: structural constituent of ribosome. NCBI's taxonomy places the organism in Eukaryota, Metazoa, Arthropoda, Insecta, Hymenoptera, Braconidae.